Molecule: messenger RNA, 209 nt
Organism: Dentiscutata heterogama
Lineage: Eukaryota; Fungi; Glomeromycota; Glomeromycetes; Diversisporales; Gigasporaceae
Source: the annotation of a GenBank genome assembly
CUUUUAGAACAAAGAGAUGUCCUUGAUGUUUCUGGAUCAAGACGACUUCGAGUCUUUUAUAUAGUAUUUCCUGCUACCGUAAAAGCCUGCUCACAGGCUACGCUGUCAGGUGACCCAUAUGGGUCACCCAACUGGGUCAAAGCUCUAGCUGUGGGCACCCCAAUAUACACAGUCAAUAGAAAAAAUUUUUAUAAUAUUUGUUCUACUGG